UUAAAGAACAUCGGUAUCUGGGAUUUGUCCGUGUGUAUGCAUCCUGUGCGCCGUCACAGACUCGUUGCAGCUUUUCUAUUUUGUUCACAGUUCCAUAUAAGUAAUCAACAUCUGCUAUUGUCUAAUCACUCCAUGGCAGGUCAUGAAACAUACUGCUCACAAUUGUAUCAUUCAUAACAUAUACCCAAUGUGUUGCAGGUUGAACAGUUUUGAUUGUAACUUCUUUUUUUAAAUUGAAUGUUUUUCCUGUGAAUUAUUUUUCUGCAGAUUUGGUUUUUCAGUAUUCACCCCUCUUUCUACACAGAGUUCUAAAUGGUCAACCCCUUACCGACAUAUGUUAAGAACCUAACUAAUUAAUCAUUUUUUUCUUUAAGUUUUGUAUUAAUCAAUUUUUGCAAAUAAUCUUAUAAAAAUUAUGUCAGGGUAAUACUGGUUGUGAGACAGACACUGCCACACACAUAAUAUUUCAAUAAUAGUCUUGUUUUGGUUACAAAUUUUAAAUAAUGCUGGAACAACCCCAAAUUCAUUAUCAAAAACAGAAUUAUGUGAUGUAACAUUUUUGAGGAAUUUUUAACCAAACUAAUCUUAUCCCGUCAUUCCUUAGCUGAAUACAUGUGUUUUUAUGAAAAAAUCUAUUUAUACAUGUUUUGUCAACAGAUUAUAGUAGUAAUGAAA
Saccoglossus kowalevskii is the source of this 675-nucleotide messenger RNA. RefSeq names its product neurofibromin 2 (gene NF2). The record is from RefSeq and is marked provisional. Gene Ontology annotation, cellular component: cytoskeleton. Gene Ontology annotation, molecular function: actin binding. NCBI's taxonomy places the organism in Eukaryota, Metazoa, Hemichordata, Enteropneusta, Harrimaniidae.